This is a messenger RNA of Fomitopsis serialis, 1066 nucleotides long. RefSeq lists its product as uncharacterized. Gene Ontology annotation, molecular function: carbon-sulfur lyase activity. The transcript has 6 exons. The record is from RefSeq and is a predicted model, not a curated record. Bases 39 to 815 code for a protein of 258 amino acids. Lineage: Eukaryota; Fungi; Basidiomycota; Agaricomycetes; Polyporales; Fomitopsidaceae.
CUUGCAUAUGAGGCCAGCCUGCGUGCUGCAGUACGCAAAUGCUUCCGCCACCGCCCGCACGCUCCCCGCUAGCAGUACGGCGGUCUCUUGCGCGGCAACGAGUCUCGCAAUUGCACUUAUUCGCGAGUAUUAACCGACAAGUCGUUGCACAAACCAACAAUACGCGCCUUAUGUCUGCUAACGGUCACGUCAGCCCAACGCGCACCCCGAGGCACCGUGCGCAAGGGACGCAGUCCCACAUACCCCAUCCCCCGCCCGAAGACCAUCCGACGCACGAGACGCGUGGGAUCCCCGAUACUGGAUGGCGUGGUGAGCUGCCAAGCAUGAAGGGCGGUACAUACGAGCAAGACUACAUGCGCAAGCCACCAUACGAGUGGAAGAGCGAAGGCGGCCUGUUCAAGGCGAAAUACUAUCGUAGGUCGCCCCCUCUCAUGCUAUUGACCCAGUGCUGGUGCGGCCAUGUCGCGUUUGAAUCCACGCACUGCCACUGUCGGCAAUGCCAGCGUUUGCACGGAGCACCAUUCCAAUGGGCGGUGAUUUUCCCCAAGGUCAUAUAUCACCUACUCGGAUGCAACCGUGCACUCACCCGUGCCCGCGGACAGACUUCCGCCAGGAUGGACAGACUGCUGAGCAUAGGCCGCAACACCGUGCUCGCGUACCCGGCGUCGUUUCGCUUCAAGGACGGGCAACAUCCACUGGACUUCCAGCCCACUGCGCACAUCUUCUACGGUCAGCGAACCAUGCCGAAAUACAAGGGCAAGCCGAACGCGUAUUCAAAGGCGGAGAAGGAGGACCAAGGGCCGGAGCUCGCAUAAGACUGGCGAGAGGUCGUCGUGGUGAACAUCACCUCUCAGUACUGCACAAUAGUCACAUCCGUCUUCAAGAUCAUAGAAUCAGCACCGUCACGUACUUCAUCGAAUGCAGGUGACUCUGACUUGACCAAGGAAUAGAAUCGAAGCAUUGGGUUUCUGUCAAGUGCAAUCGUUUCCAAAAUGCCUUAGCUCGAGCCUCGCGUCAAACAUGUAAGUUGAGUGAAUGCCAAAACAAGAUGACGGUGAAAGCUGGC